CUGUUCUCUUCUACGUCCGCAGUUCAUGAAUAAAUCCUCAGAGCCUUCCGACCAGCAGCACAUUUCUUUGUGUUCAUCUCGACUGAAGACUUGAAAACAUGUCUGGACGCGGCAAGGGAGGCAAAGGACUCGGUAAAGGAGGCGCCAAGCGGCACCGUAAAGUGCUCCGUGAUAACAUCCAGGGCAUCACCAAACCCGCCAUCCGCCGUCUGGCUCGCCGCGGCGGAGUCAAGCGUAUCUCCGGUCUGAUCUACGAGGAGACCCGCGGUGUGCUCAAGGUCUUCCUGGAGAACGUCAUCCGUGAUGCCGUCACCUACACCGAGCACGCCAAGAGGAAGACUGUGACCGCCAUGGAUGUGGUGUACGCUCUCAAGAGGCAGGGCCGCACCCUGUACGGCUUCGGAGGCUAAACACCACGAGGCUGCUCCAACAACACAACGGCUCUUUUAAGAGCCACCCACACACCUCAAAGAGACGCUUUCUGUUCAUUAGUAACAUUUUA
This is a messenger RNA of Centropristis striata (black sea bass), 502 nucleotides long. RefSeq names its product histone H4. Gene Ontology annotation, cellular component: nucleosome. The transcript has a single exon. Lineage: Eukaryota; Metazoa; Chordata; Actinopteri; Perciformes; Serranidae. Gene Ontology annotation, molecular function: protein heterodimerization activity; structural constituent of chromatin; DNA binding. Gene Ontology annotation, biological process: nucleosome assembly. The record is from RefSeq and is a predicted model, not a curated record. The coding region runs from base 99 to 410 and encodes 103 amino acids.